AUGUAUGCGCGUGAUAUGCCGAGUAGGCUUCCGCUGGUUCAGAUUGUGUUGAAGGGUGGACAGCAUGCUGUCCUUGGGUUGUUCUGGGUUGUACGCACGAUUGUGGUUACGUGUAUGUGGUUUGGAGUUUGGCCGUUUGCUGUGGGACUUACAUGGCUCAUGCUUUUCAAACGGGAGUACUCAUGGGCAUCCGGUAUCCCAUUCCUUGCGUCGGAUCUCGACACUCUGCCAUCUAACAAUAACACCACCGCCGCAGUAGAGAGCGCGGCCAAGCAAGAUACUAUCUACGUCUCCGUCAAUUGGCUCGGUAUUGUCCUACAAGGCUACGUCAUCAUCAUCUCCCUCGUCGUAUCCUGCCUCGCCGUCUUCCUCCUCCGCGAAUGGAUCGCACAAUAUCAGCAUAUUGCCGCUGCCCGCGAGGGCGCCGAGGCGGCCGAGAACAAUGCUGCUGCUGCUGCUGCUGCGCCGGCACAAGCACAACCUGGAGCGGUAGUUCGACAACUUGCGGAGGUUGAUCUAGCAGCCGGAGCGGGAGGACAGCGGGCUAUGUUGCCGGAGGAAUUGCGUGCGGCCUUGAGGGAGCAAAUUGCGAUUUUGCAGGCACAACGGGAUGCGGCAUUGGUUGAGCAGGGCAACGGAAAUGGCAACGGCAACAUAUUCGAAGUGCCUGCUGCACAGCAAGGCGAAGAUGGAGACAAUGAAAAUGAAGAUGAUGAGUGGGUCGACGAGGACGAGGACGAGGACGAGGAUGAGGAUGAGGAGGAUGGGGGUGAUGCUCAGAUGCUCAUCCGUGAAAUGACUGCAAGGGAAGCGAGAGCAGCUGCUAGGGAAGCGCGAAGAGUUGGUCUGGACCCUGAAGAUGCGGAGAUCCAGCUUAGGCUUCAGGAGAGUAUGGACAGGGCAGAAGCAGCAGCUCAGGCUGACGCGAAUCAUGUGGAAUAUGCAAUCGAGAGCACGACGCCGGCUGGACCCGCACCUACAGUCCCUGCUGCUCCGAACCAGGGCUUCUUCGACUACAUCAACGACGCACUCAACGAACCACCAGCCCCCGACCACGACCACCCCGAGGACGACCCCCUCAUCCCCCCCGAAGACGAAGAAGAAGGGUUCGAGGGUAUCCUCGAAUUCCUCGGUUUCACAGAUGCCUUUGUUAACGUUAUCCAGAAUGUGUUUCUGGCAUUGGUUUUCUCGUCUGCGUUGCUGUGUUUUGGGGUUUUCAUACCGGCUGCGGUGGGGGAUUUGGUUAUUCGGAAUUGGAAGGCUCCGGUGGAUGCGCUUGAGGCGGUGGGGAGGUUGUUGUGGGUACCGGUGAAGGGGUUGUUGGAUCCGUUGACGGCGGUUGAGACGGUGAGGGGGUUGGGGGAGAAUGUGGGUGCGUUUGUGGCGAGGCAUGUGCCGUUUGAGGCUGGGUUUAGGACGAGGGUUGAGGAUACGCUCAUCAAAGGGAUGGCGCACUUUGUCUCAUCAAAGACCGCGGCGACGAAUGCGAAUGGAACGGAACCUGAAGGUUUCAUUGUUGCUGCUGCGCCCGUUACCAUCAGCCUUUCCAGACGUAUCCUUGCGGGGUACGGAGUCGCGUUUGCCAUUGGCUUCGGGUAUCUCAGCCUCCCCUUCCAACGUCUCCUGCGGCGAUUCAUCCCCCGUGGUGGACCCCAGGUGGACAUCAUCGAUCAAAUCAACGCCGUCCUCAUCUCCCUCCGCAAUGUCGUGAAGGUCUUUGUCAUCCUCUCGAUCGAGCUGAUCUUCUUUCCCGUCUAUUCCGGCGUCCUCGUUGAUCUCGCGACUAUCCCCGCCCUCGGUCCUGAGGUCACGUUGACGAGCCGAUGGCAGUUUGCUGUUGCUAACCCAUGGACGAGUGGGUUCUUGCAUUGGUUCUCGGGCACGGUGUACAUGUUCCAGAUCGCCACUUUCCUUUCCAUGACUCGCUCUGUCCUGAGGACGGGCGUGUUGUACUUUAUUCGGGAUCCGAAUGAUACGUCAUUCUCGCCAUUUCAGGAGAUUGCUACGAAGUCGUUUUUGGCGCAGUUGAGGAAGAUUGGGAUUAGUAGUAUCAUCUACUUGAUUUGGAUUUUUGUUUGUCUGGGGAGUGCGUUGACGAUUACGCGCUUUUGCGUUCCGGGUGUGUUGCCGUUGCAUCUCAUGGGUGCCUCGCCGCUCUUUGAGCUCCCUCUCGACAUGAUCGCUUGGUUUAUCUUCGUGCCGGUCGCUAUGCAAUAUGUGGUUUACCCGGCUCCUGUGUUCAAGGGUGUUUGGAAGUGGUGGUACAGACAGUUGGCGUCAUACCUCCGCCUCUCCUCAUUCUUGUUCAACGGCCGCUACCCCGAAGAAGAACGUGAUGGAUCGAAAUUAUUCCUGCGCGUUCCGGUGAAGGAUAACGUUCCCGUAAAGAAGGGAGUUCGGAUGCUCGUACCAGUUACGGAGGACAACCGUCGGUUGGAUUCGACGGAGAAGAACAAGGAGGAUAAGACUAGGACGGAUGAGAGGUAUCAGGUGGUUUAUGCGCCGCCGUAUUUCUGGACGAGGAUAUUCUUUUGGUUUGUUGGGCUUUGGGCGUUCGGUACGGUUCUUGGACUUGGCUUGGGUGCUGCACCACUCAUCCUUGGUCGGGUUAUGUUCGCCAAGAUUCUUCCUGCUGAUGCCCCAGUUCCUAGUGAUAUUUACGCAGUGACGUUGGGCUUGGUACCGUUGGGUUCUCUGGCGUCGGCUGUUGUUGCGUAUCAUGCGAACAAGAAGGACGUCACCAAGGCACUAGCACCCCCAGGUUUCUUCAUGCGGGGCCUGGUACGUGUCGCAAGUUUACUGUUCGUCAUGUUCACCCUCGUUAUCGUCGUGCCAACAGCCUACGCUCUGGUCUACGAAUUGUACUUCGCUGCUCCGCUAAGGUGGUUCUUGGGGGGCAAGACAGAGAUAAACUUUGGCAUGAGCUGGACUACGGCAUUCGUCUUAUACCACACGUUUGUCGCCAUGAAGUAUUUCGUAUGGGAGAACGAGACGCAAUAUGCUAGGGACGUGAGAGCUAUCUUCAGUGAUGGCUGGCUCCAGCCGAAGGUCCGCGACGCUAUGCUGUUGCUCGUCUUGCCAAGCCUUGGCUUGUGUGCGACUCUCGUGAUUUUGCCGUUGCCAAUUGUCAUUCUGGGAGAAAGGACAAUUCUACGCGAAUCCAGCCCCGAAGACAUCACCAAAGCAUAUCGUCUGUGCUACCCUAUCUCCUUCCUGAACUGGAUGCUGAUAAAGGGUGCUUUCUUCCUGAAGGGCAAGUUCGAUGUCUGGCAGCUCAAGGUCAAAGAUGAGAUCUACUCAGUUGGUACGCAGCUUCACAACAUGGAUGCCGAAGAGCGCGAAGCGGCGUCUGCCGCCGAUGCUGCUACAGAUGCCUCUGUGGCACAAUAA
Saitoella complicata NRRL Y-17804 is the source of this 3390-nucleotide messenger RNA. RefSeq lists its product as uncharacterized. Gene Ontology annotation, cellular component: endoplasmic reticulum membrane. NCBI's taxonomy places the organism in Eukaryota, Fungi, Ascomycota, Saitoellomycetes, Saitoellales, Saitoellaceae. The coding region runs from base 1 to 3390 and encodes 1129 amino acids. The transcript has 3 exons. The record is from RefSeq and is a predicted model, not a curated record.